This is a messenger RNA of Leishmania mexicana MHOM/GT/2001/U1103, 1911 nucleotides long. RefSeq lists its product as hypothetical. NCBI's taxonomy places the organism in Eukaryota, Euglenozoa, Kinetoplastea, Trypanosomatida, Trypanosomatidae. The transcript has a single exon. Gene Ontology annotation, biological process: inner dynein arm assembly; outer dynein arm assembly; cilium movement. The coding region runs from base 1 to 1911 and encodes 636 amino acids. The record is from RefSeq and is a predicted model, not a curated record. Gene Ontology annotation, molecular function: protein binding.
AUGCCGGUGAAGCCGCAGUUCACAUGGGAGCAGACGGGCGAGGAUGUGCUCCUGCACAUCACUAUCAAAGGCUGCAAGAAGGACGCGGUCGAUGUUCUGAUUGCCGACGUUUUUGUGAAGGUCAAUGCACCGCCGCAGUACUUGCUGGCGCUCGACCUGCUGCACGAGAUCGAUACAUCCAAGUCGUCACAGUACUUCACCGACGCGCAGGAUGGCAUCAUUUUGCACGUCAAACUACACAAGGCGGAGGUCGGCCGUGUGUGGGACGCCCUUAGCGUGCGUCAGUCCUCCGUCGGCAAACAGGCAUUGCUGCAGCGGCGGCAAGAGUCGAUGCAAAGAGCGGAGGAGCAGUACCGGGCACAGCUGGAUGCACGCGUGACACAGCGCGAGACGGAGAAGCGACGUAUGCUGGAGGCCCAGUGGGAGGUGGAGAAGGUGCAGCGCGCGCAGAUCGAGCAGCGUGUGAAGGCGGAGAAGGACGCCGCGGAGACGGAGCUGUACGCGUGGGAGGACAGCCACGCGACUCCAGCGGCGGACACAGCUUCCGCUUCACCGUUGCCACUUGAUAGCAUCAAACUCGCGAGCCCUCCGCCGUAUUCGGCGGACAUCGCUGCUUCUGCUGCUGCCACCGCCGCGGCAUCCUCACCGCUGUCGUCGACGCCUCAGGCUGCUCCGCCUGCGACGCCCGCAUCGUCCUCGUUUGUCACCACGCCGCCGGCGGUUCGGCAGGCGGACACCGUCAACGUCACCAUCGACUUUACACCGAAGACCUUUGCGAUGCCGACUCGCUCACACGGGGAUGAGGAGUACUACCGGCAGAGUCGCUACAAGCCGGUCUCGAUAGAGGACACGCCGAUGUUCUGGAAGGAGCGAGCAGACAAGUGCUACCGCACGCAGCAGUGGAAGGCGGCGGCGAACGCGUACUCAGAGUCUAUCAAGCGCGACGGCGCCUUCUUGACUUGCGUCAUGAAUCGGUCCGCGUGCUACCUGCAGAUGGCAGACUACAAGAGGGCAAUCGAGGACUGCUCGCUGGCACUGACCAUGCUGGCCAAUACACCGGCGAGCGAGGUGACACAGGAGCGGUACCGCGGGCUCAUGACGAAGCUUCACGCCCGCCGCGGCGCCGCCUACUGCUGGGCUGAUGACAUCAAGAGCGGCGCGGCGGACCUGCGCAUGGCGGCUGCCUAUCGAGACCCGACAAGCGACGACGAUGUAGCGGCCGACUUGGGCAUGAUCGAGGCUCAGAUGAAGGAGCGUGGCAUCACCGAGGACGACGCGCGCGUCGAUCCUCUCUCCACCCGCAUGCAGGAGGCGGCGGCGCAGUAUUACAAGGGUUCGUACGAGGCUGCCGAGGCCACCUACAGCGCCAUCCUCAAGGAACAGCCGUUUCACAUGAAGGCACAGGGAAACCUCGCUGCUGCGCUGCUGCGCGCGGGUAAGUUCACACAGGCCCUUCAGGUUUGCGAUGGGAUCGUGCAGUUCUGUAGCGAAGUGGCUGCUGCGCUGGAGCAGCCCGGUGGCCUCGCAGGUGACCAGCUCGACAGCGACGAUGAGGAAGACGAGGACGAGCCUGGCUGGGCAGCGUCGAACACAGAGAGUGCGGCGGAAGAGGUGGAGGGGGCAAGCAACAAGGACACCCUUGUCCGUCAGCGCCGCGCAGCGGCAAGGAAGUUGGGCGAGCAGAGCGGCCACGUCUACAUGCUGCUCAAGGCUUACGUGCGCAGCGCAGCCGCUCUGUGCGGAAUGAAGGAGUACCACAAGGCGCACGGCUACCUAGAGCGCGCGCUGCGCAUUACACCGUACGACAACGACUUGCGCGACGACUGCAACCGAUUGGCUGAGAAGAUUCGGAUGGACACGCUCAUUGCCGCGUCUGCCGGCUCGGCACGAGCUCAGAAGGCUGCUGCUUAA